This is a messenger RNA of Penicillium mononematosum, 1884 nucleotides long. RefSeq names its product DNA-(apurinic or apyrimidinic site) lyase APN2. Bases 1 to 1884 code for a protein of 627 amino acids. Gene Ontology annotation, biological process: base-excision repair. Gene Ontology annotation, cellular component: nucleus. Lineage: Eukaryota; Fungi; Ascomycota; Eurotiomycetes; Eurotiales; Aspergillaceae. The record is from RefSeq and is a predicted model, not a curated record. The transcript is spliced from 7 exons. Gene Ontology annotation, molecular function: phosphoric diester hydrolase activity; DNA-(apurinic or apyrimidinic site) endonuclease activity; endonuclease activity.
AUGGGAUUUCGCAUCACCACAUGGAAUGCAAAAAGAAACCCGUUCUCCUACGAGCCAUGGAGAGGAACGCGCACAUUCGAGUCCAUGUUUGACACACUGGAGGCGGAUAUUGUUAUUCUCCAAGAAACCAAGAUUCAACGCAAAGAUCUCCGUGAUGACAUGGUCUUGGUUCCGGGAUGGGACUGUUAUUUCAGUCUCCCCCAAGUUAAGAAAGGAUACUCGGGUGUUGUGAUUUACACGCGCAAUGCCACAUGUUCUCCAAUAAGGGCAGAAGAGGGCAUUACUGGAGUUCUCUGUCCACCGAAAUCUCCAACGUCUUUCCGUAGUCUUCCAGAAGAGCAACAGAUCGAGCAAGAGGAUGUGGGCUCGGUUCCCGAUGCCGCAAUAGAUGCACCAACUCUCGACUCCGAAGGGCGCUGCGUCAUUCUCGAGUUUCCUGCAUUUGUCCUCAUUGGUGUCUAUUGCCCUGCCUGUCGGGAUGAGAGUCGGGAUACCUUUCGCAUGGACUUUCUCAAUGCCCUAGAUGCUCGAAUUCGCAACCUGACUGCGAUGGGGAAGAAUGUGGUCGUGGCUGGCGAUAUCAAUAUCUCGAAGCAGAGCAUUGAUGCCGCUCAUGGAAUUGAGGCUAUACGGAAAGGUACGAUGACAGAGGAGGAAUUUAUAUCUGCCCCCCCCUCGACGUCUAUUCAACCACUUGAUGUCGGAUGGCGUGGCAGGGAGGAUCCUGUCCUCUUCGAUGUGUGCAGGUCAUUCCAUCCACGUCGUACAGGCAUGUAUACAUGCUGGGAUCAGAAACUCAAUGCUCGACCAGGGAAUUACGGAUCACGGAUCGACUAUGUGUUGUGCAGCUUGCAUAUGCAGGACUGGUUCUCCGACUCAAACAUUCAAGAGGGAUUGAUGGGAUCAGACCACUGUCCUGUAUAUGCUGUCAUCAAGGAAUCUGUAAACCGGCCCGAAGGCGAAGUAAACAUUCGGGAUAUUCUCAACCCACCGGGAAUGUUUAAAUGUGGCAAGCGUCAACAGGAAUACUCAAACGAGUGCGCAUUGCCCGCUUCGGGACGUUUACUCCCCGAAUUCAACGUCGAUAAUCGGAGAAGCAUCAAGGACAUGUUCACUCGUAAACCAGUCAGCAUUCCGUCGGAGUCGGUCGAGCUAGCCGGUACACCAGCUAACAUACCCACGACUCGAGUCGCCAAAUCUACCGUCAUGCACACAGCCUUCGGAUCCACUGACUCGGCCAAGAAGGGUUCUGCGUCUAUAACUGAGGCAAAUCGACCUUCUCGGGCUGCUUCUCGGAAACGCUCCCAGCCUCUACCCUCCACGUUCGCAAAGCGCUCCAAGUCCACCUUAUCGACGUCUUCCGAGGGAUCUUCGGCAGGCCAAAAGACAUUAACGGGCUUCUUUAAGCCAAAAGAUGUCGAUGUAUAUGAAGCUACCCAGUCACCUAUGGCUUUUCCGGGAUCUUCGACACCAUCACUCACCCCCAAACUAUCGGAAGGUCCACAAGAGAAAGGGAAAGCUUCAGGAAUCAAUCCGCAGCCUCCGGGGUCCCAAGAGGACAUCAUACGAAAUGAAGCUGGCACUUCUAUCGAACGUCCGACGGCCAGCAAGUUCUUUGGUGACACGGUAAUCGACCCGAUUGUCAGUAAGGAGGACUGGUCAAAAAUUUUUACCAAGAAGCCCGUUCCAACGUGCGAUGGACAUCAAGAGCCGUGUAUCAGCUUGACCACGAAGAAACCUGGAAUGAAUCGCGGCCGCUCCUUUUGGAUUUGUUCCCGGCCAUUGGGACCUAGCGGAGAAAAGGAAAAAGGGACGCAAUGGCGAUGUCCCACUUUCAUCUGGGCCAGCGACUGGAACUCACCAGUUGCGGCGCAAGAGCAAUGA